Molecule: messenger RNA, 2505 nt
Organism: Kazachstania africana CBS 2517
Lineage: Eukaryota; Fungi; Ascomycota; Saccharomycetes; Saccharomycetales; Saccharomycetaceae
Gene: GAL4
Product: galactose-responsive transcription factor GAL4
Exons: 1
Coding region: 1-2505 (834 amino acids)
Biological process (GO): DNA-templated transcription; positive regulation of transcription from RNA polymerase II promoter by galactose
Cellular component (GO): nucleus
Molecular function (GO): zinc ion binding; RNA polymerase II cis-regulatory region sequence-specific DNA binding; DNA-binding transcription factor activity, RNA polymerase II-specific
Source: RefSeq, a predicted model, not a curated record
AUGGAGCAAGCUUGUGAUAUCUGCAGAGUAAAAAAAUUGAGGUGCUCGAAAGAGAAACCCAGUUGUUUCAAAUGUUUAAAGAAUAAUCUCACAUGUACAUAUUCUCCUAGAGCGAAGAGAUCUCCUCUGACAAGAGCACAUCUAACUGAAGUGGAAAAAAAAUUAAAUAAUUUAACUAUACUAUUUGGUAAAUUGUUCCCUGGUGAAAAUAUAGGUAAUUUAGUUAAAAGAUUCAAUAUCGAUUCAAGUAAGAGCGAUUUUGAUAAUGCUUAUCUUACUAACAAUGAAGAGGAUGAUAAAAAAAUUAAUAAGGCAAAUGUUACUAUACCGAUAGAUGAUUCAGUCGAAAACCUCCUAUAUGGCUUCGACUGGGAGGAAAAAAAUGAUAGAGUUAAUCACGGCCAGUCAAUAAUGAAACAUAUCACUGACAAAUCUUAUAAUGGUUAUUUUGGUCCAAAUUCAACGAUAUCUUUAUUCAGAUCAAUAAAAAAUUUGAACAUAAUUAUGCUUUUGGAAAAUAAUAACAUAUCAAAUAAAAAUUUAUACGGUAUUCCCAAUGCUCAGAUAUCAAGCAGCGUCAAUCUUACAAAGAAAACUACUAUGAAAAGAUAUAUUAGAUCAUUUUUCGAAAAUUUCCAUCCUUUUAACCCAAUAGUUGAUGAAGAUUGGUUUAUGUCAAUGUAUACAGAUAAAAAGAGCGUUCAUUCGAAAAAUGAGACACAGUACUGGCAACUUUUAAUGAAUAUAAUCCUUACGAUUGGUGCAUGGUGCCACGAGGGUGAGUCAAAUGAAAUUGACACAUACUAUUAUCAACAUUGUCAUAAUUUUUUCUCUAACAAUGGCUGUUCAUUUCUAUCAAAUGGUUCUAUAGAUCUACUUAUAGUAAUGAACCUCGUAUCUAUCUAUCUUUUCUGGAAAAGCAAUUUCAAUUCAAGUUAUCAAUUCAAUUCAAGCGCCAUUAACAUGGCUAUUUCCUUGGGCUUAAAUUAUGAUUUCAAAUUAAAUGAUAAUACGGAGAAAUUCAAUCAAGAUAAUCGUCUUCUUAUAAGAAGAAAAACAAUAUGGUGGUCUUUAAUUAAACAACAAAUUAAACUGAACCUGCUUUUUGAUAGACCAAAUACUAUAAAUUCGAUGUUUAUUCAGACAGAAGUGAGUACUAUCGACAUGUCAGGAUUUAGUAAUAAUGAUUUCUUGUUUUUCAAUAAUCUAAAAUCUAAUCUAGACGUUUUCAAUUUAGCUUCAGAUUUCAUGUCAAAUCUGGAUUCAAUGCCAAAUAAAAAUUCAAAGAGAAGGUUUUACAACGUCAAAUCCCACUGCAAAAAAAUUAUUGCUUUUACUCAAAAGGGUAGAAGUGUUUUUGAUUUAAAUGAUACUUUCAAAAUUGAUAAAACUUUUGAUUUCUUCUUCGAUUCUUAUAAAAGUGCUUUAACUAUCUACAUGAUCAAGAAAUAUCUUUUAAACUUGAAUGAAAUUGGAGAUAACGAGUGUUUGGAUUUUAUCAAUGACUCGGUCAAUGAUUUCAUUAAUAUGGUUGACAACUUUAUUUUAGAUCCUGAAAAUAACUCUUUAUUGAGCCCAUUUGUUGUCUGGGCUUGCAUUUCACAUAUUUUCCACGUUUCCAUCCUACCCAUAAAGUUACUUUAUACAUUAAAUGAUGCAGCUUCAGGGCAAAUGAGUAAUAAACAAUUUUUGGUAUCUUCAAAUCAACUCAGAAAAUUAAAUGAAAUGAUGACUUACUUAACUGGCAAGAGAAAAACUUACAACUUUGAUAUCUUUGAUGCAUUCCGUAACUUAUUGGAAAGUGUCUUGUUACAGAUCAAUCCGAACUCAGCCGUGAAUAACAAUAAUGUAGUGUCUAAUGAACAUCCUAUAAAUUAUUCUUUGAUACCCUUUGAUAAAAAUAGCCCUAAUCCAAAUACCCCAGUACUACCAAAUGAUAGUCCGAAACAGUUGAUAGCCAAACUACCAUCCCAUAUACCAAUACAGUAUCCAUCUGAAGCGGAAAUAUAUCAUUUUCCCACUUCGGCACAUUACAAGCCUGCAAAGAGUUAUACUGACCUAAUAAACCUUUUAUCUGCAUCAGCUACCUCCCCAAGCUUAAAUUCCAUGGGCAACAAUGUACCUAUAUCAAUACCUUUCUUCUCACAAACAUCGCUAGUACCACCGAAAAAUAAUACACACUUGCUUCCAUCCAUGGUACGAGAGAAUAAUAGCCAAUUAGUACCUCCUUCAAAAGAAAUAGAUGAGCAAGAAAUAGGUCAGCAAGGAACGCAAUCGCUUGAUAAGGCAGGAAUAACAUCUACAGAUACAUUGGUUUCAAAUUCACCGAAUAUACUGACCCGAUCUCCAAAUCAACAAUUUAAUGGAGGGAAUAUAAAUUGGAAUGACAAUACUGCAUUAAACGCAUUAGGCCUAACUGGGGGCCUUUUUAAUACUACUACAAUGGAUGAUGUCUAUAACUACUUAUUUGAUGAUAACGUAUCAAAUAGUACAAAUAGCAGUUAA